GUCACAAGAGCAAGUACGACAGAAACUUGGUCGUCCUUUGGAACUACUGCGAGGAUGGUAAUGAAAGCCGUUUGCGUGCUGAAAGGAGCUGGAGAGACCACCGGGGUCGUUUAUUUUGAGCAGGAGAACGAUUCAGCCCCUGUGAAGCUGACAGGAGAAAUUAAAGGACUUACGCCUGGUGAUCAUGGUUUCCAUGUCCAUGCUUUUGGAGACAAUACAAACGGGUGCAUCAGUGCGGGCCCUCAUUACAAUCCCAACAACAAGAAUCAUGCAGGUCCUACUGAUGCAGACAGGCAUGUUGGAGACCUGGGGAAUGUGAGCGCAGGAUCAGAUAAUGUUGCCAAGAUAGACAUCACGGACAAGAUGCUCACCCUCACUGGCCCCUUGUCAAUCAUUGGCAGAACCAUGGUGAUCCACGAGAAGGCCGAUGACCUGGGAAGAGGAGGCAACGAGGAGAGUUUAAAGACGGGCAACGCCGGUGGUCGUCUGGCCUGUGGAGUCAUUGGCAUCGCCCAGUAGACAAUCUGCCAGAACAUGGAGCACUGGAAACUACUUUUCCCCCACAGCACUUAAUAAGACCAACCUAGCUACUUGAUGUGACAGUUUGUCGUUUUCACAACUCUUGCUUUUUAUUGACUAGUCAAGAGAGUAGAUGAGUUGAUGCUUUACCCUGUCUGUUCUUCAUGACAAUUGUAUGUAUGGGUUUAUAUGUCUGCUGUUUAGUUUUGGUCCCAAAGAAUUGGUAACGCACAAGUAAUAAACAGAUCUAUACAGUUUGCAAAGUUAA
Messenger RNA from Chelmon rostratus (copperband butterflyfish), 787 nucleotides. RefSeq names its product superoxide dismutase 1, soluble (gene sod1). The coding region runs from base 55 to 519 and encodes 154 amino acids. Gene Ontology annotation, molecular function: superoxide dismutase activity; copper ion binding. NCBI's taxonomy places the organism in Eukaryota, Metazoa, Chordata, Actinopteri, Chaetodontiformes, Chaetodontidae. Gene Ontology annotation, cellular component: nucleus; cytosol; mitochondrion. Gene Ontology annotation, biological process: removal of superoxide radicals. The transcript has 5 exons. The record is from RefSeq and is a predicted model, not a curated record.